This is a messenger RNA of Plectropomus leopardus (leopard coralgrouper), 1608 nucleotides long. RefSeq names its product suppressor APC domain containing 1 (gene sapcd1). Lineage: Eukaryota; Metazoa; Chordata; Actinopteri; Perciformes; Serranidae. The record is from RefSeq and is a predicted model, not a curated record.
UAAAAUUUUCCAGCUGUGUGACUGAGGGUUUCGAAUCCAUCCACUUGCUCUAACAGUCAGUUUGGCCUUAGGCAGUUAAAAAUAAAAACAACAUGCGCCAGUGAUUUUCUGUGCUGGCACUGACCAACUGGACAGCCGAGCGCCGAUAGUUACGACGUUAACGUCAAUGCAGUGCGGCUGAAAUCCAAUGAGCGCUCCACCCCUCUAUCCGGAAAGCAAAACACAGCACUUGCCUGCUCUGUUUGUUUGUCUUAACUGCUAUACACUGUUGCUAUAUAAUGUCCACUGGCAUGCACGCAUCUCGUCCCCAGGUUAUGUCACAUUCCAGGGAACAUGUCGGGACAGGGUGCGCACCUGAAACCAAACAGAAAAUAAUCACGCGCACCCUCUUUUCAUCCAGCGGAGGAAUGUCAUGUUUCCACUUCAGCUGCUGGAUGACAUGAUUCCUUGAAAAUUCUGCCAAACCCUUGAGCAGAGAAACACUUUUAGAGUUUGUGCUUUUAUCUCUUAUCUUUAUGAUAAACAGAGAUUUUUUUUUAGUCAUAGUUUUUAACACACAAGCUGGAAAAUAUCUGAUCACACCUCUCCCGUCCACAGCUGCACUUUCAUAUUUCCUGCCUCUCGCUGUUGUCUUUUGUCUUUUAUUUGAUCCUGUGCUGCCAGUUUUACCUUCUGUCCACCCCAUCUCUCUCGCUCUGUGUCACCGUAUGUCGAUUAACCAGUCAUGGCAGUGACAUGUGGAAUUUUUCAUUCCCUCGCCCCAGGGGCACCAUGCUGUCUGUGCCUGUGUAUCGUACUGUUUUUUUUUCCACCCCUGCCUUCUCUCUCUCUCUCUCACACACACACACACACACUCAUUCUCUCUCUGUGGCAUUAUUCUGAGUCAGCCGGUGGGGAGGUCUGUGGUUUGUUGUUUGUUAUGCAGCCAGCUGCAUGGGGCAGUAGUAGUAGCCGUCAGUGACUGAUCUCCUCUCCAUGGCCUGUCGUCCCCCCGGCUCUGGCUCCUACACUGUGGUGAUCAUCCCGCUCAGGACCAGCCUCUACAGCCUGGACGCACUUCGCUUCUACCUAUGGGUUAAGCGUCUGAAGGAUCUGGAACAGGAGAAGGACGCUCUGUGCUCCGGUCUGGAGAUCCUGGAGAAGGCCCGUCUCUGGUACCUCCAGCGGCUGGAGGAGAACAGAGCCAGGCAGGAAAACAUCGAAACCAAGAGUAAGCUCAGCUCCUGUCAGGAAGGUGCAGCAGAGGCUCAGUCUUGCCUCCUCAGAUCUCGUAUCCAGCGGGUGAAUGGCUCUCUGGGAUCUGUGAUGAGUGAACCUUAUGUCACCAGCUGCAGCAACCCGUCUCUGCCUGACGCAGUGGCAGACAGCGACCUCCGGUGGCACAACACGGUGCUGACUCAGGAGGUGAGUGACAAGAACCGUCAGAUCUCCAAAUUAGAAUGGGAAAAAGACGCUCUCCUCGAACAGCUUGAUCAACUGCAGGCCCACUGACUGCAUACAAACACACGAGCUAUCCUGCAAAUUUACAUUUGACUCCGUCUGACACAGUUGCUUACUUUUAACCGCUUGUAAAUAUGUAUUUAAAUCAAUAAAUUACAUUAAAGGAUG